UCAUAAUCUCUUCUCCCCUUCAUCUCCUCUCGCUGGAAAAUGAUGUCUUCAUUGUUAACCCUACCUUCAACAUUUUCCCGCCUAAAUUUAGUCCCAAACUCCUUAGUAGUAAUUCCCUACACAUUUAAAUUGCUCAAUUUUGUAAAAUCCCACAAGCAACAGCGACUAAGACCCUUAAAUUAUCCUCUCCUUUGUUUUCCUUAUUCACCCAAUUCUUCAGCAACUCAAUUUUCCACUUCAAGUAGUUCUGUUUCGCCCAAAUCCUUUAAUGAUGAUUUGGUUGUUCUUGGCAUCGAAACGAGUUGCGAUGACACAGCAGCAGCUAUCGUGAGAAGCAAUGGCGAAAUUCUCAGCCAAGUCGUGUCUUCUCAGGCAGAUUUGCUUGCUCGAUAUGGAGGCGUUGCUCCUAAAAUGGCUGAAGAAGCACACUCACAAGUAAUUGAUCAGGUUGUGCAGGAAGCAGUUGAUAAAGCUGGUUUGACUGAAAGGGACCUAUCUGCCGUUGCUGUUACUAUUGGACCUGGUUUAAGUCUUUGCCUUCGUGUUGGUGUGCAGAAAGCUAGGAGAGUUGCUGGCAGCUUCAAUCUACCAAUCAUUGGUGUGCAUCAUAUGGAGGCUCAUGCUCUAGUAGCCAGGCUGAUAGAAAAGGAGUUGCGAUUUCCUUUCCUGGCCCUGCUUAUAUCAGGAGGACACAAUCUGUUAGUUCUUGCUCAUGAUCUUGGCCAUUACACUCAACUUGGGACCACAAUAGAUGAUGCAAUUGGUGAGGCUUUUGACAAGACUGCAAAAUGGCUUGGCCUUGAUAUGAGGAAGAGUGGUGGGCCAGCUGUUGAGAAACUUGCUCAGGAGGGUGAUGCAGAAUCAGUCAGAUUCUCAAUUCCAAUGAAACAUCAUAAAGAUUGCAAUUUCUCAUAUGCUGGUCUAAAGACCCAAGUGAAGCUAGCAAUUGCAUCCAGAAAUAUUGCUGCAAAGGUUCCCCUUUCAUGUGCAAGUAGCCAAGACAGAAGUUCUCGAGCUGAUAUUGCCGCCUCUUUUCAGCGAGUUGCAGUAUUACAUCUAGAAGAAAGGUGUGAACGAGCAGUUGAAUGGGCAUUGAAGAUUGAGCCUUCCAUAAAGCAUCUGGUAGUAUCUGGAGGUGUAGCAUCAAAUCAAUAUGUUAGGGCUCGAUUGGAUCAGGUUGUCAAGAAGUAUAGUCUGCAGCUAGUCUGUCCCCCUCCCAACCUUUGCACUGACAAUGGUGUGAUGGUUGCUUGGACCGGCAUUGAGAACUUUCAUGUUGGAAGAUAUGAUCCUCCACCACCUGCCAAUGAUCCAGAAGAUUUCAUGUAUGAUUUGCGACCAAGGUGGCCAUUAGGGGAGGAAUAUGCUGAAGGCAGGAGUGAGGCUCGCUCGUUGAGAAGGGCUCGGGUUCAUCCAUCACUUACAUCCCUUGUACAAGCCUCGUUGCAACAACAACGAUAAGAGUGUGUACAUACGCAAAAGCAUCCACAGCUUACAUCUCUAUUCUGUUAAUCUUCAUAGAGAUCCUCGAAUGGUCUUAAAUUAAAUGUCACAAUGAUUCCUCAGCUUAACUAUCUGAUGGGUAAUUGAGGUUGCUUCUUAAGAUGCACCACUUCAGAAUACUAAGAUGGGCAUCAAACAUAUUCAUGAAACGAACUGCUUGAUGCUUUAAUACUUUCUGUAAAAUCUUCUGAGUUUUGUACGGUAUCUUUGUUGUUUUCUUACGAUUCACAUGCAGAUAAUGAGUUAUGGGCCAUUUAAUACAAAACUUUUUUUUAUCAAUUAACCUUUUAAUCUUUAAAUGAAAAAGGGAAUAUAAGAUGCAGCCAAGAAAGGUGGAAAAGAUGAGUUUUGUUAUUUGCACUUUUUUCAGAAAUUUAUCAAAUAUAUAACAAUCAUCAUGAUUCAUGCCUAAUCCAAGUAAUUGUUCAAUUGUUGAGGGUGUUUAUCGUUUCUCUGCUAUAUAGAGCUUUCGUGAAGGCAAGCUUCACUUUCUUUGGUGAAGUUGAACUUAAUACAUUCCUUUCACGAUGAUGUUUAUUGAAAUUUAAAACUUUACCUUACUAGUAAUGUUUUUAAAGGGAAAAAAAAUCAUUAGUUUAUGCCCAUAUGACCUGUUGAACUCCUUAUG
Durio zibethinus is the source of this 2131-nucleotide messenger RNA. It is a transcript of the gene GCP1, whose product is annotated as glycoprotease 1. Gene Ontology annotation, cellular component: mitochondrion. The record is from RefSeq and is a predicted model, not a curated record. Lineage: Eukaryota; Viridiplantae; Streptophyta; Magnoliopsida; Malvales; Malvaceae. Gene Ontology annotation, biological process: tRNA threonylcarbamoyladenosine modification.